Dothidotthia symphoricarpi CBS 119687 is the source of this 312-nucleotide messenger RNA. RefSeq lists its product as uncharacterized. Lineage: Eukaryota; Fungi; Ascomycota; Dothideomycetes; Pleosporales; Dothidotthiaceae. The coding region runs from base 1 to 312 and encodes 103 amino acids. The record is from RefSeq and is a predicted model, not a curated record. The transcript has 2 exons.
AUGUCCGCAGCAACGAUAUUCACCGUCCUAGCCGGCCUUGUCGCUGCCAUCGGCGUAGGCGUCUACUUCUUCGGUAUCUCCCCCGAAAUGAAGCGCAAGCUCGAGCGUCAAGCCCUCAAGACCAUGGGCGAGAACAAGAUGUCCUACCUUGCCAAAGACCAGAUCAACAAGAUUCCAACCUCCGAUCAAGAAGACGUCCAGGAACUCAAGCAGGGCAUCAGCAACAUCGCAGGCGGCGCUGUGAACAACCCGUUGGGCGAAGCAUCUGGUGAUUUCGCAGAUGACUUGACGAGCCCGUUGACUGGCCGCUAA